Molecule: messenger RNA, 882 nt
Organism: Triticum dicoccoides
Lineage: Eukaryota; Viridiplantae; Streptophyta; Magnoliopsida; Poales; Poaceae
Product: 17.9 kDa heat shock protein 2-like
Exons: 1
Coding region: 79-576 (165 amino acids)
Source: RefSeq, a predicted model, not a curated record
CCAUUAGCACUCACAAGAGGAAACGAGCUAGCUAGAUAGCAUUUGGUACACAGCUACAUACAUAUCCGGCACGAGAGGAUGUCGUUGGUGAGGUUCUUCGACACCCUGGCCAUGGACUCGUGGAACCCCUUCGGCACCAUCUUCGGCACCACGGCGUCCAGCGGCACCGACGCCUGGCUGGCCAGCGACACCACGGCGUUCGCCGACACCUACAUCGAGACCCGGGAGACGGCGGACGCCUACGUCUUCAGCGCCAGGCUCCCCGCCGGUGUCACCAAGGAGGAGGUCAAGGUGGAGGUGGAGGAGGACGGCAAGGUGCUGGUCAUCGCCGGCGAGCGGUGCCUGCGGAGGGAGGCCAAGAGCGAGGCGCGCCACCACAUCGAGCGCAGCGUCGCCACCUUCUUCGGCAGGUUCCACCUCCCCGACGACGCCGCCUUGGGCCAGGUCAGGGCCGCCAUGGACGACGGGGGCGCGCAGCUCACCGUCACUGUGCCCAGGGUCGGCGCCGCCGUUGCCGCCGUGACCAUGCCCGAGCCUGCCGGGGCCAUCGAGGUCGUCGAGGCCAGCCCGUGCUGAUUGGCUGAUUGCGGCGUACUCCGGUGCCGACUGCAGACAGAGUGCAGACAUACGUGCGGUAAGUUGCCGCUCGUAUGAUCUGCUCGAUCGGGUCCUUUGGGUGUGAUUCCACAAAUUGUGGUGUUCGAUGUACGUAACUACGUACUUGAGUCGGUAUGUGGCUUGCUGUUGUGACUUGUGAGUGAGGUGCUUGCAUGGUUGCCUGUACUGUUACUUGUUAGUUCUCGUGUUCACGCUCAAAUUAAUGAAGUGUUCACGAAGUACUCGCUAAUUAACUGUACUCGUUGAAAUAUGAGACCACCUAUA